Balearica regulorum gibbericeps (East African grey crowned-crane) is the source of this 289-nucleotide messenger RNA. The record is from RefSeq and is a predicted model, not a curated record. Lineage: Eukaryota; Metazoa; Chordata; Aves; Gruiformes; Gruidae.
UCACCCACCUGAUGAAGCGUAUUCAGAGGGGCCCCGUCCGAGGCAUCUCCAUCAAACUGCAGGAGGAGGAGAGGGAGAGGAGGGAUAACUACGUCCCCGAGGUUUCUGCCCUCGACCAGGAGAUUAUCGAAGUGGACCCAGACACCAAGGAAAUGCUGAAGCUCCUGGAUUUCGGCAGCCUGUCCAACCUGCAGGUGACGCAGCCCACGGUGGGGAUGAACUUCAAAACGCCCCGAGGAGCGCUCUGAGUCAGUCGCUGUAUGUCACUUUUCCAAUAAAAGUAGGGAAA